This is a messenger RNA of Danio aesculapii, 4682 nucleotides long. It is a transcript of the gene nfil3-5, whose product is annotated as nuclear factor, interleukin 3 regulated, member 5. Gene Ontology annotation, biological process: circadian rhythm; regulation of DNA-templated transcription. The record is from RefSeq and is a predicted model, not a curated record. The coding region runs from base 1133 to 2923 and encodes 596 amino acids. Gene Ontology annotation, cellular component: nucleus. The transcript has 3 exons. NCBI's taxonomy places the organism in Eukaryota, Metazoa, Chordata, Actinopteri, Cypriniformes, Danionidae. Gene Ontology annotation, molecular function: DNA binding; DNA-binding transcription factor activity.
GGCUAAAUGUGCUCACGUUGAACCGGAGAAAAGCUCGUUUGAAAACCUCCGUCCGCUCCUUCGGUCAUUUAGGCAGGAGCGGAGGCUUGUGUAUCGUCAUGAUGAAAAAAAACGUGACUAGGCACCCAAAGCUCCGUGUUAUGCAACCGCUGACCUACUAACACACAUUCGAGGACGACGAGAGGAGCGUGUGUGUGUUUGCGAGUGUGUGUGUGCGCCUGUGUGUAAGAGAGGAGAACUGGAGCAAAGCCUCCGACAUAACAUAAGGACGAAGAGGGAGGGAGAGGUAGACGGCGAAUAGCAGCACAUUCAGGGAGUCACAUUAAUCGACACAAAGCCGGUGAGUGGAUCACGACCCACGCGGGACAUUUUCAUCCCAGACUGAAGUUGUAAAAGGACGAAAGAACACAAUCGAGACGAGAAACUGCAUAUAGAGACACAGAGGAACGAUCUAUAGAAGAAUAAAGAGGAUUCAUCUGUUUAACGAAAGGAAUGCGCUAUUUGACUCAGUGCUGGUAAAUUCCUCUCUCGUCUCCCAAUUGGAAUCCUUGACUCCUCCCACACCCAAGCACACUAUUUUUGAUCUGUUCAACAGAGACUGAGAUAAAACACUGAGCUGAGACUGAUCUGAUGAAUGAUCAACAUUUUUCUGAGGGUGUUUGAUAAAGUUUAUUCUCCAACAGCAAUCCCAGCCUGAAGGAAACCCAUAAAGAACAAGGAACAAAAAAGGAAAAGAGGUGAAAUAAAGAACAAGGAAAACAAUAAGGAGAUUCUCUGAAAACUGAAAGCAAGCUAAAAAAAAAAGACAAUCCCAUUUCUGGGACAAGAAAACUAGGAACACACCUGCCCAAUGACGGUUGUUUUUGUAGAGUUCCAUCUUUUUCUUAUCUUUUUGACCAGUCUGGACACUUGAAAAUAUAAGAAACUGUUUAGAGUGGAAGGAAAAGGCCAUCAGUCAGAAAUAGCUACAGUUCCUCUUUGGAGGCAUAAACAGAACCUUGUACAUCAGUAUACAUACAAUCGUGUGUGUUUUUCAAGUUUCGAUCAGAAACAAAUUCUCUUCAGUUCAAAAACAUUACUUUUCAAUGUCCACUGAGAGCCAGUCAUACAAACUGGCCUCAAUAGGACAACAAUGGAAAGCAUAAAUCUUCCAACCCAAAACAGCGGUUCCAGCUUGGAAACAUUAGAAACAUUCUCAAACUACAAUGAGAGUUUACCAUCUCCUGAAAUGAGCAGCCCUCCUCGUCAAGGACGUCUAAUAAAACCAAAGCCCAAUUCAUCUUGUCGACGGAAACGGGAGUUCAUCUCCGAUGAGAAGAAAGAUGCAUCCUAUUGGGAAAAACGACGCAAGAAUAACGAGGCUGCCAAGAGAUCAAGGGAGAAGCGGCGGCUCAAUGAUAUGGUUCUGGAAAACAGGGUAAUAGCACUGAACGAUGAGAAUGUCCGGCUGAAGACAGAACUCCUGCAACUGAAAUUGAGAUUUGGACUCAUAAGCUCUGCUUCUUACAUGGAAAAGACCCAGCAGAUAAGCAAUGGCGCUGAGGCAGCAGCUAAUGCAGCUAAUGGUUCCGGAGUGACCUCCGGGAAUCCAUAUUUCUCAAGCAGUGGAUACUCCAGUGCUUCUCAGGUCAUGAUGAACUCUGAUUCCUCAGAGGCUGAGCAGUCAACCAGGACUGAGCGGCACACAAUGUUACCCAAGUACUCCCCUCGUGGAUCGCUGUCUGACAUGUCCGAUGGAUCUUCAAGGGACAGUCCUGAGCCUAUAAACUUUGACAUCAAACACGAGAGCUCCGGAAUGGACAUUAACAGGCUUGAGGCAAGUGUUCUUAAUGGCAUGUUUAAUGGCCAUCAAAGUCUUGGACGACUGGAGACCAACCAACCACAAGAAAUGGAACAGCAAGAAAGUGUCAGCAAUCCAGCCCCUCCAUCCGCCACACCCCAAAGAAGUGUCAUUCUCUUUCGUUCUGGAAGCAGCUCCUACCCUGUUGAGAGUCAGAGGGUCGAGGACGUGGAUGAGCAGGGGGCAUCCCAAACACAACAAAAUGGGCAAAUCACUCAUUUUAACCAAACGGGGUGCAAUCUACCGCUAAGACAUGACGGUUUAGAGACUCUUUCAGAGGUGGCACAGCAGUUGGCCAGGAGGUCUUUGGAUUCACCGAGCUAUGAAUUCAACGAAAAGGCAGAUGCUGGGGAAAGACGGCGGUUUGUCAUACAGCAGCAAGACCUGAGUGUUCAAGGGCAAUGCAGAAAUCAGGUUCAAGACAGCACCCCGAAUUCUUUCGCCCCAGAUUUGCUCAAUGAGGCAGGAAAAGCCCUUGUAUACCAGCGGACAAAUCCCUACCUCGGCACUCUGAACGAGGAGCCACCAGUGCUAACUUAUGAAGGUUGCCCAAGAGCAGAUGGCUUUUACCAAGAGCACUCUUCCUCGGGCAAGGACAGUUCCUCUAGUGAUGGAGACCCACGCAGUUCAGAUAAGGAAGCUUCCACUGACGACGAAUCUCCCUCAUCCUCUUCCUCUGAUAUUGGUGGAUAUCACGCCACCCAUCAGUCAGCCUCCUCGCCCACUAUGGUCACCAGUGAUGCUUACCAGUAUGGUGACAACCAAGGCGAAAUGAAAGGCACUGCUCUGCCUCACAAGCUAAGGCUCAAGUAUAGAGCACUGUCCAAUGGUGGCUCGCAAGAUGUCCAAGCUACCACAGCAGCUAUGUCCCCCGAAUCUGCACUGCCACAGCACCCUUACCUGGCGUUAGCACAGGUGAACCAGCAACAAGGUAGCAGCUUUGGAAACAAGGAGGGGGAAAGCGAGACGGCAGAUGAACUUUGCACGCAACAGUGUCCUUCAAGAGACAAGGACAUGGGAUGGAAGGAAAGUGGGAAGAGAAGCUCAGGAGGACGAGGUAACAGAAAUAAGAAACGUGACUGAAACUAGCACAUCACAACCCUUAAGAGAAGACUUGAUGUCAUUUUUACCAUCCAAUUUGACAUUUUACCAAAUGUCAUUUUUACCAUCCAAUGGAAAGACAAAAGAAAUGGUACCAGUUACUUGCAUGGAAGUCGAUUGCUUAUACGUAACAAGAAAGUAACUCAUGUUCUUGGUUUGUUUUCUUAUCAAGAGCAAUUCUGUGACCUUUUAAUGCAGCUCUGUUCUCUCACUCUCUUUCAUAAGCACUUAACUGUAACUCAAAGUUACAAAGGGGAAACUGAGUUCUUUAUAACAAUCUUUUUCCUCUGUCAAAACAAACCUACAAAACUGUACAGCAAACUUCGACUCCACCUUUGAAUAUUUACAUAUCUCUGCCGUGUUUAGUAGCUUAGCUAAAGAAGUGGGUAUUCCCUGACCCUAACAGUUUUUCCGCCACAAGUUCAAGGAGUUAAAGUCCUUUCUCAAUUCUGAUUUCAGAAGUAAAAAAAUAAAACCUCAACAGAUUUAUGCCUCUCCUCUGCCUUUGGACUUUAACAUUAUUGAAGCACUUGGAUUAUAAUACUGUGACCUGACUAAACAUAUCAUAUUUCAAUAUAUUUUAUGAAAAAAAUGACAAUGUCAAUCUUUUAAAAGUGGGGAAAAGACAACAAACACUGUCUACUUCUUACUGUUUGAAUUCCUGUAUAGUCCUUUCUUAAUGUCUGAUGCUUCCAUUAUAUUUUUUAAGUCGUCAUCUUUAUGUCACUGUAUUACACCAAUUCAAAGACACCAGAAUGCUCUCUUCAUAGUGUUUGGUCAUUCAUAGGUCAAGGUUAUCCAGUGAAAAAUCAUCUCUUGUCCACCACAUUGCGUUGUAUCACUGUAAAGGAGCCUGAUGGAUCGAUCCUCUCCAAAGGUCACUGUGACCAACCCUUUUUUAAAAACAGAAGAAAAGUUGCAAUCUGCCUGACAUUUAGCCAAAUUAGAGUAAAAGCCCUUUCAGAAAUGUCAAGGUGGUCUCUUCCAAGGCCUGAGUUAAUAUGCGGACUGUACAAAGUGUAAGAUAUAUCAUUGCCAUCUCAAGAUGGUUUUGUCCUCUGUGGUCAGGCUUCAGAGAUGCCUCACAUGCUACCUCAUGAGAAGAAAUGGUUGAGGUUACGCAGAACUGAAGUGUUUCUCCUUUGGUGUGUGUAGCCCAUUGCAUCAUCGUACCCAUUAACUGUUGCGUAUAAAAGUUAACACACAAGUAAAAUGCUGCAGCACACAACUAAGUGUUACCUACACACAAUUUAGUCCCUCUAGUUGUCUUUGUAGAAUCUACCACAGCUGAAAGCUGCUUCUGCACUGAAUUUUUUUCAUCAGAUUUUAUACAAAUCUGUGUUUAUUGUUCCCAAACAGGUGCCUGGCACUGGCCAUUUUGUAAAAAGUGUACAUACAAAUUCUCUUUUGAGUAUUUAAGUUUGUAUCAAGUUUAUUUUGGCAUUCUAUAAUAAUUAUUAUUAUUAAUAUUGUAUUUUAUUUUAUAUUCCAAUGCUUUCCUUCUCUUUGGGUUCAUAUUUCUUGUGUCUGAUCACCUCAAUGUGAUGCAGUAUGUAUUUUCAUGUCCUGUUCAUCUCUUUCACCUCUGUACCCUGGUGUAUUGUGUGGUAUUUACUGAAGUUUUAAGUAAAAAAAAAAAAAACGAUGUUUGUUAAAAAGAGGUUGGGGUACCUGGCAAGGUGCUCAGAAUGACACUAAAUGAGUGGAAAGAAAAAUAAAUCAUGUUGUACGUUGAAUUUAA